Messenger RNA from Haliotis rufescens (red abalone), 6450 nucleotides. Its product is annotated as low-density lipoprotein receptor-related protein 4-like. Gene Ontology annotation, molecular function: calcium ion binding; protein binding. The record is from RefSeq and is a predicted model, not a curated record. NCBI's taxonomy places the organism in Eukaryota, Metazoa, Mollusca, Gastropoda, Lepetellida, Haliotidae. The transcript has 39 exons. Bases 116 to 5884 code for a protein of 1922 amino acids.
UACGGAACCCGCCAGGAACGAGCUCCAACACGUUGUAGUAAUGGUGUUGAGCUAGACACCUCACACAUGGCAUAAAUAGGACGAUUCUGUCACGGACUACAACAAACACACGAAUAUGACAGACAUUGUGUAUCAAGCGAGGUGGUUGUUCGUGCUGAUUGUAUUUCUGCUGCAAGCGUCCGAAGGCCGUGUGUGUCGGGAGGGGGCGGAGUUUGAGUGUGACGAUCAGUGCGUCCCCAACCACUGGCGCUGUGACUUGGACAAGGACUGUGAGGACGGCAGUGACGAGAUCAACUGUGGUGAGAUAACGUGUCGACCAGAGUACGUGUCCUGUGCAUCAUAUGACGCGUGUAUCAGUGCAGACUGGUGGUGCGACGGCGAAAGGGACUGCAAGGACGGCAGCGACGAGAACAACUGUGAGAGCAUCACCUGUCCUCCGUUCACGGCACCCUGUGUGUCCGGCAGCAAGAAGUGUGUCCUGCAGCGGUCAGUCUGUGAUGGACAGAAGGACUGUAUAGACGGGAGUGAUGAAGAAGAAUGUGGGAAGACCUGUGCGCCAGAUCAGGUGAUGUGCCGGAACGACGCAAACAUCUGCAUCAAGACAAUCUGGCUGUGUGAUGGGGAGCCCGACUGCCCUAACGGCACUGAUGAGGCCAAUUGUCGCCCAACCUGUGCAGCUGACGAGCUGCAGUGUGCGGAUGACAAGUGUAUAAAGAAGGUGUGGCAGUGUGACGGAGAUAAUGACUGCAUCGAUGGAUCUGAUGAAGAGUCUUGUGCACCCGUGAAGUGCAACACCACCGAGUUCAAGUGUGCGGACAACACAUGCAUCCCGAAGACGUGGACGUGUGACGGCGAGGCGGAUUGUGAGGACGAUAGUGACGAGAUCAGGUGUCCGGCCAGAUCUAAUGAUACGCGUGUGCCUGAAAUUACAAAUGAUCCAACAUUCGUCCCCAACACAACGACCACUGGUGUUACAACUUUGAAUUUAACAUCAACGUCACCAACACCAACACCAACGCCAACGCCAACACCAUCACAACAUUCAACAACAAUAACAACAUCAGCCUCCUCAACAGCUGGUCAUCAAGGGGCGUGUCUUCCCGGGCGGUUCAUGUGUGGGGGCGGCAAGUGUAUCCCUGAACGAUGGCAAUGUGACAACCAACAGGACUGCCCCGACAACAGCGAUGAACUGAACUGUGGUGACACAACAUGCGGGUCAAGAUAUGUCCAGUGUAGGUCAGGACAGUGCAUCCCCAGUCCGUGGAUGUGUGAUGGACAGCCGGACUGUGCUGACGGUUCGGACGAGGCUCGGUGCCCUUCAAACACUACUCCUUACACGACAUCAUCGACAGAAGGAGCUCAAAGCUCCAUCACGUCAACACAAACAGCAUCAACUCCAGACACAUCUACGCCUUCAUCGACGUCAACAACAACUGUUUUCACCACACCAACUACGACAACAUCCACAACAACGACUACGUUGCCGACUGUCAAAAGACCACCCGUUACUGCAACACGAACGGACAACGAUCCUCUACUGUUGGUGUUCGUGCACCAGGACUUGCUAGUCUUGGACCUAACUACCGAUGACAUCUCUGUACUUCCGGUUGCCGCCAAAGGAAUGCGACCGAAUCCCUCCGGUCUAACUGUGGACGUGAGGCAGAGGACGCUCUACUGGCCCGACGUCAGAUACAACACCAUCAACUCUGCAACUUUAACCGGAAACAAGACUUUAACAAACAUCAAGCAACUGUACACUACCGGGAUACUCAGAGCGAACGGCAUCACUCUGGACUGGGUUCAUCAUAAUCUGUACUGGUCCGACCAGGAAGCCGGUACAAUCACAGUUGCCUCCCUUGACACAGGCGCCAAAACAACAUUGCUAGAUACAGACUUGUCGCUGAUUCAGGGACUUGAGGUGGAUCCCUUGAAUAGGUGGUUAUUCUGGGCCUGUGCAGGAAGUUAUCCCAAGAUUGAGAUGAGCAGCACCGACGGCAGCAACAGAAGAGUCCUCCUAAACAGGGGACUCGCGUUUCCUCAGGACGUGGCCAUAGAUUUCAAAACAAAGGAGCUCUACUGGGCGGACAGCGGUAACGACAAGAUUGGUGUGUGCGACAUCAUCACAGGUGUCUGUCGCGAACUGUGGGAGACCCAAGCACCACUCAUGUACUAUGCCAUCGAUAUAUACAAGAAACGUCUUUACUGGAGCGACAGAGCGCAGUUACAGAUUCAAAGGAUUAACAGGGAGAUGGGCAAGUUCCUCCGCCUCGUUCGGGGAAACCUUUUAGAACCAAAGGGCCUUGCUGUGCUUCACGGCCAACGACAGCCGCACGCUCCAAACAGGUGUGGUCCGGAUAAUGGCGGAUGUCGGAUUUGCUUACCGUCACCGAAGGGAGAUAACUCCACUUCUGAAUAUAUUUGCGCAUGCCCGGAUAACUUGUUCCUGCAAUCGGACAAGAAAACUUGUUCAGGCACAGAUCCGUCCAAGCCGUCGCCAUGUUUUGAGGGCUACGUGUUGAAGGGCGACAGGUGUGUGGAUAAAGACGAGUGUACGGUUUCGCCAGAGUUGUGUUCACACAAGUGUGUCAACUCAGUCGGCGGAUUCAGCUGCACGUGCUAUGAUGGCUACAUACCUGUCAAUGUCACCAGAUGUGAGGCAGAAGCUGCGAAUGAAGUUUAUUUGGUACUUCUGGAUUCGAUGAACUUGAAACGAAUCAACCUGACAACGUUUAACUAUGCUGUUAUGACAAAGCCCAAACGCUUCAAGAUCGUGAGACCAGCAGCUCUUGACUUUGACGUCAGGAGAAACACGGUCUUUUGGUCGGAUGUAAUGACAAAAAAUAUCAAUGUGGCCCGUAUUCACAACACCCAACUGGAGAGCCCGGAGGUCCUGUUGUCAAACAUGACGGCAGUGGGAGGUGUGGCAUACGACUGGGUCCACGAGGCCCUCUACUGGACACAGGACAAGGAGGAGGAGGAGGCAAUAAGAGUUAUGUCCCUUGGGUCAAAGUUGGUGGCAACCCUCGUUUACACAAAUCUCGGCAACCCUCGGGCGAUAAUUGUUGAUCCUGCCAGAGGGUGGAUGUACUGGACGAACUGGGCCCAGCCGGCGGAUAUACAGAAGUGUGGUAUGGACGGCACCAGCAGACAUACCAUUAUCAGUGCCAAUAUUCACUGGCCUAAUGGCAUAACUAUUGAUUACAUAGAUAAGCGCCUGUACUGGACCGAUUCCUACCUGGACACUGUCACGAGCUCUGAUCUAGACGGAAAUGACGUCAGGGUCAUCAUUGACAAGACAAAAUUCUUCCGGGAACAUAUGUAUGCUAUUACAGUGUUCCAGAACCACCUGUACUGGACGGACUGGAUCACCGACACUGUGAGGAAGAUGGACAAGAGGACUGGGAAGAUGACCUUCCACCAUGUUGGAGGGGUCAUGCCCCUGGGCAUCAAGGUCUUCCACAAGUCAAGGCAGAUAACAGAGAAGAACCGAUGUGGUCUGGAUAAUCGAGGUUGCCAAAUUUGUUUGCCACAUCCGCAAAAAGAAGAAGGCACCAAGGAGUACACCUGCGCAUGCGCUGAUGGAAUGACACUCCAGGCUGAUGGAAAGACGUGUGUCAAGAAAGGUCAGAGGUCCGCCACGUGUUCCUCAGGCUUCCGAUCUGCAAACGGCACGUGUGUUGAUGUCGACGAAUGUGAAACGACUCCAUGUUCUCACAAUUGUACCAACACGCCCGGGAGUUAUAAAUGUACCUGUCCUGAUGGGUACGCCCUCGUCAACGACACAAGCUGCAAGACACGUGAGCCCGUGGCCGCAAUCCUCCUCGUGGUUGACAGGAAGGAACUGAAGAAAGUAGAUCUGGUUAACGGAAAAGUGACGUCCAUUCCUCUCGCAGAUGAGAGUUCCCAAUCAAGGCCUACUGCAAUCGACUACAGCUUCAAAAACCACACAAUCUACUGGACAGAUUACCGAGAAACUGGAAUAUACACGGCACAGCUGGAGGGGGACGCCCUGAAGGAUAAAAAGAAACUAUUCUGGACUGGUAUCCGUGACCCCCAGGGGAUAGCGUUAGACUGGGUGCACAACAACUUGUACUGGUCAGAUCUCAGUGCGCACUCCCUUCACGUGGCGUCCCUGGACACUAUGAUCCAGAAAACUCUUCUUGACGCUGACCUUGGAUACAUCCGGGGACUUGCAGUUGAUCCAAGACAUGGGUGGCUGUACUGGGCGGCGUGGGGCGUGCGUCCUCAGAUAGCCCGCUGUGGGAUGGACGGUAGCAACAGGGAGGUCCUCAUACAUCGGGGUCUGGACACGCCCAAUGAUGUAUCUAUAGACUAUGUAAAUGACCGCUUGUACUGGGUGGACGGCUGGGCGACGAAGUUGGUAAGCUGCGACCUGAACGGCAAAGACUGCUCCAUCUUGUGGAAGUCGAAGGAGAGACUCAUGAUAUUUUCAUUGGAUGCAAUUGGGAAUUCUAUCUACUGGACCGAGUGGAGCGAACCUAAAAUCCAGGAUUUCGAUCUGGUGUGGAUGAAGCGCGGACCGGGUUUAAGUGAGGGGACACAACCGUCGGGGGUUGCCAUCGUACACCCCGACAGACAGCCAUACGCACGGCAUCGAUGCGCCGACGCCUACAGCAACGGCUGUCAAAUUUGCCUCCCGACACCACCUGGGGAGAAACACAAGUUCCGGUGCGCCUGCCCAGACGGUCUAUAUCUGCAAUCGGAUGGGAAGGCUUGCGGAGACACAGAUCCAUCCUGGCCCCAGUGUCUCCAAGGUUACCGCAUCGUCAACGGCACCUGUCAUGACGUCAACGAGUGCGAGGAACAGCCGCGAGUGUGUGAUCAUCUGUGUUCCAAUACCAACGGAAGUUAUGAGUGCGCAUGUCGUGUCGGCUUCGAUAAGGACAAUGGAAAGUGUGUCCAGAGCAAAGAUGCAUUUCUGAUACUGAUCGAUCACGUGGCGUUCCGGCGAUUCAACCUGACAACCUUCGACUCCACAAUAAUGGAGGUGCCCAAACGUUUCGCCAUCGAGAGACCAGUCGCCCUGGACUUUGACGUGGCCAAUGCCGCCAUGUACUGGUCAGACCUAUCCACCAAGUCCAUUAACAUGGCAACGGUGGAUGGCGUCCAGUUAACCGACGCCCGUAUUGUCGUGAAAGGUGGCGCCUCCACCGUCCAUGGAGUGGCCUACGACUGGGUUCACAAGAACCUGUACUGGGUGGACGCAGUGCCAGGCAGCGAGGCUAUCAGGGUCAGGUCACUUCGUCGGAUGACCAGUACAACCCUAGUGGACAAGGGGCUUGGGAGACCAAGAGCAAUCAUAGUGCAUCCCAGCAAGGGCUGGGUGUUCUGGACGAACUGGGCGGUGUCGGCUACGAUUGAGCGUUGUGGUAUGGAUGGCACGCAGAGGGAAGUCAUCAUGAACGAUGCUAUUAAAUGGCCUAAUGGAAUAACCAUAGAUUACGUCACGGAGCUGUUGUAUUGGACGGACGCCGGCCUGGAGAUGUUGUCAAGCAGUAACAUCGACGGCAGCAACCGACGCAUCCUCCUACACAACGUCGGCUUCCCUAAGCAACACCUAUUUUCGGUCUCGCUAUACGGGGACUGGGUGUAUUGGACGGACUGGAUCAACCGGUCACUGAAGCGGGCGAAUAAACGCACUGGACAGGAUGUGACGUCAUACCGCGUUACAAACUCACCAAUGGGUGUAAAAGUAUUCCACUCCUCGCGCCAGAAACCAGACAACGAUAUCUGCGGAAACAAAAAUGGUGGAUGUUCCCAUCUGUGUCUUCCUAGUCCCGUUAUUACGUCAGGGUCACGUGGUUUCCGAUGUAAAUGCCCGGAUCAUAUGUUAUUGAAAAGAAAUGAUAAGUCAUGUGUUUGAAUGAAUUCUUAACGCGAUAUUGCAAAGGAGCUUUCAUUGAAGCAAAACACAGUCACGACUGUUUGUCACAGUGUAUUGGACGAUGCCACAACGCUGCUUGAUCAUGAAGUGGAAACGAUCGAUUUCUUCCCACGUCGACACGGAACGGUCCUUCAUUUCUUUGUCUCUGUACAUUUACAUUAAUCAUGCUACUCAAAAAAGGUGAAGGGCCACCAUGACUGAUUAACCAUAAUAAUAUGAAAGAAUUUGGUGGUCCUUUACUUUUUUGGAGUAGUAUAAAACAACAGGUUAACAUCUGCCUGGCGUCGCUGCUGUUGAAUACUUUGUUACGUCAAUGAUAUGACAUGUCUGAAAACGUGUACAAUGCAUCCUGAUUUCCGCAAGUGUACAUGUACUCCACGAUUGUAACCUGUCCACUGACUGGUGGCGCGCGGGUACAUACAUGUAUAUGGUAAUAGCUACCUCAGUUUUAGAAUACUUGGAUUUAGAUGAAAUGUGGGAUCACGUAUUGAUUCUUCUCUAAAAAGACAAUGUAAAUAGUUGUAAUACAAACAUCUUGCCAUUCA